AUGGGGAAGUACCGGAAAAUCGGAAAACUCGGAGAAGGCGCCUACGGUACCGUCUACAAAGCCCGUAAGAUUGGUCGUACAAGUCAAGUCGUUGCUCUGAAGAAGAUCCAGCUGAGAUGUGAGGAUGAGGGUGUUCCUAGCACCACCCUCCGCGAACUGAUCCUCCUCAAGGAAAUGCAUGACCCCAAUAUUGUCCAACUCCUGGACGUCGUCCACAUCGAUGACCACAGGCUCUACCUCGUCCUCGAAUUUGUGGAUAUGGACCUGAAGAGGUACAUGGAGUCCAUGUUGACGGCAAACCCGAACCGGGACGAUGCAACGAUCAAAAAGCUUAUGGCACACCUGGUAGAGGGUGUCCGAUAUUGCCACGGUCACCGGAUCCUCCACCGCGAUUUGAAGCCCCAGAAUUUGCUGGUUGACCGCCAGGGUAACCUGAAGCUGGCCGACUUUGGCUUGGCACGAGCAUUCGGUGGCCCACUGCGCACUUACACCCACGAGGUGGUUACGCUAUGGUACCGUUCUCCUGAGAUCCUACUGGGAGAUCUCCAGUACUCGACUGGGGUCGAUAUGUGGUCAGUAGGCGCUAUCUUUGCUGAGAUGUGCACUCGCAGGCCGUUAUUUCCAGGGUAUUCGGAGAUUGAUGAGAUUUUCAAGAUCUUUCGCGUACUCGGUACCCCAGAUGAAGAGGUUUGGCCGGGAAUUACCUCGUUCCCUGAAUACGAAGUCAGCUUCCCCAAGUGGAAGCGACCCAGUACGCCCAUCGUGUCCAGCCUGGGGCCACACGGUUUGGAGCUGCUGGAGGCUCUGCUGGAGUACGACCCCGCGCAUCGGCUUUCUGCGAAACAGGCCAGCAUGCAUCCUUACUUCGGAAACGGCAGCUCGUACUACACAGGCCAUUCUCAGCGCAAUGCAUAUCACUAA
Messenger RNA from Penicillium antarcticum, 921 nucleotides. RefSeq names its product Cyclin-dependent kinase 1. Gene Ontology annotation, biological process: signal transduction; G1/S transition of mitotic cell cycle; regulation of gene expression. The transcript has 4 exons. Gene Ontology annotation, molecular function: ATP binding; cyclin binding; cyclin-dependent protein serine/threonine kinase activity. The record is from RefSeq and is a predicted model, not a curated record. The coding region runs from base 1 to 921 and encodes 306 amino acids. Gene Ontology annotation, cellular component: cyclin-dependent protein kinase holoenzyme complex; cytoplasm; nucleus. NCBI's taxonomy places the organism in Eukaryota, Fungi, Ascomycota, Eurotiomycetes, Eurotiales, Aspergillaceae.